Capsella rubella is the source of this 2488-nucleotide messenger RNA. RefSeq lists its product as uncharacterized. Lineage: Eukaryota; Viridiplantae; Streptophyta; Magnoliopsida; Brassicales; Brassicaceae. Gene Ontology annotation, biological process: de-etiolation; regulation of stomatal closure; cellular response to calcium ion. The coding region runs from base 259 to 2349 and encodes 696 amino acids. The transcript is spliced from 15 exons. The record is from RefSeq and is a predicted model, not a curated record.
CAAUCUCUUUCGAAUCCACGCGCCUCUAUCUUUUUCAAUACACUCGUGAUUAGCCAGGUUUUAAUAAGAUCAGCUCACUCUUUUCAUCAUCGUCGACCUUGACCCUGUUCCUGAUAGGCUUCAGACGAAACCCAUUAUUGCUAAACUGCUGCUGGGAGUUUACUUGUCUGUAUCUUCUUGUUGGAGUCGCUGUAUCUUCUUCUUGCUAUGAGAUUUCUUACAAGUAUCCAGGACUGAUUAAUAUUUGUCGAGACCAAAAUGUUUCCCCUGUGCUCAGCCGCAAGCUGCCAUUACCAUCCUCAGAUUUUGUUUCCUGUCAAUUGGCGAGGCUGUUCUUCCUUCAGGAGAGAGUUGAUUCACAGAUACAGUUCUGGUGAUAAGGCCUUCUUUGGUAUCUCUAAUGGAACACACCUGCAGAAGAGUUUCCUACCUCAAGCCACUGGGAGUUUCUUCACCGAUACUAUCGACAAAAUAGAACAACCAGUAUCAACAUUGGGAAGUUUGUGCCGGAAUGAGUUGGACAGAAUAAACUGUGUUUAUGACAUGAGUGAAGCUGUUGUAGUGGGUGAUGGGGGACUGACAUAUGUAGAAAUUGGAGAAGAUGCUUUCCCUGUUGAAGCUGUUCCAACAGAUGUUUCCCCUGUUCAAGCUGUUGUAGUAGAUAUUUCCCCCGUUGAAAGCCUUUCUGCUGAGACUUUCACCGAAAAGACCAGUAACCUUAUAAAGUCAGUUGAGUCGGGGACCAAAUCAACUGUUGAUAUAUCUCCGGAUAGUGAUGUCUCUCUUCCGGAUACUCUAGAUCUGAAUCCGGGAUCACUUCCUGAUUCAAAAGCUAGCAUUGAUAAAUUUUCUUCUGGUGUCAAGGAGUCUUUGAGUUCUUCACUUCCUGAUGCGAAAGCUAGCAUUGAUGACUUUUCUUCUGGUGUCAAGGAGUCCUUUAGCUCAUCACUAAGCCAAGGAGAAAAUGCUGUAAAGAACACUUUGGAUUCCUUUUCCUCGUCUGUGACAUCCAUUACUAAGAAUGCUUCUGAAGUUGUAGAUAGUGCAUUUACCAGAGCAUUUUCUACGCUAGAUCAAACAGGAGAUAUAGCUGGAGACAAGUUUUCAGAUUUUUCUAUUGGCUUGAAGGAAGCUUCAAACAGAGCAGCUGCUAUUGCCAUUGAUCUUUUGAGGCAAUCAGUUGGUAUUGCAGAGAAUUCUCUAACAAAUGGAGUUUCUUUUAUUGUGUACUCUUAUGGGUCAGCAAAACAGUUACUUCCUCCAGAUGUUAAGAGUGCCCUUAACUCAUCAGAAGAUGUUGCUCUAAAAUUAUUGAGUCCCGUGGGAGCUGUGUUGCAGCAGGUAUCUGUUGCCAUUGGAGGUUUGGAGAGAAAUUUGGGUUUGGAUCCAGAUGACCCAAUCAUUCACCUUUUUCUUUUCGUAGGCACCACAGGAACCUUUUGGGUUCUAUAUCGGGUUUGGACAUAUGGUGGAUAUGCUGGAGAUUUGUCUCCAAAGUCAACUCUGGAGCUUUUAACAUCAAGAGAAAAGUCAGUGCUUGUAGAUGUUAGGCCUGAAGCCUUGAGAGAGAAAGAUGGAAUCCCGGAUCUGCGGAGAGCAGCCCGUUAUCGGUAUUCUAGCGUGACACUGCCUGAGGUUGACGGUGCUGUUAAACGACUUCUGAAAGGUGGAAGUGAAGUUGAAGAUAUCUUGACGGCAGUAAUCAUCAAGAACUUGAAAGCAGUUCAGGACAGGUCCAAGGUUAUUGUUAUGGAUGCUGAUGGAACUAGUUCGAAGGGUAUUGCAAGAGCUUUGAGAAAAGUUGGGAUUAAGAGACCAUACUUGGUGCAAGGUGGCUAUAGAUCAUGGGUUAAGGAAGGUCUUCGUGUAAAAGAGCCUAAACCUGAGACAACACUUUCCAUCCUCAACGAGGAAGCUGAGGCGAUUCUUGAGGACAUAAAUCCUUCUCCAUUGCAGCUAGUUGGAGUUAGUGUGGGGUUUUUCGCGGGAUUGUAUGCUUUGUUUGAGUGGGAGAAAACACUGCAACUCAUAGCUGUCAUUGGCCUCAGUCUGACUAUAUAUCAACGACUUUCUUCAUAUGAUGACUCCGAAGACUUCAAGGAAGACGUCAGGCUGUUGUUUGCUCCUGUGAAACUGGGAGCUCAGGCAUUCUCAUGGGCUGCAGGAAAACUUGAAACAAAUGGUGUUGGGCUCCCAACUUCACCUUCGUCCUCAGAUGUUCGAAGCCGUGUUUUGCAAGCUGCUGCUAAGCAUGAAUCUAAGCCGUCUGAUGAAACUUCUGAAAGUCUCCAAGAGGAUGCAUCAUCACCAGAAGAAGCUUUAAAGAACGUUGAUGUCUCAGAAGCGUAAAAGCUCCAACUUUUAUUUCGUUUUUUUCAUGUAAUUUCCAGGAAUUACUCCACUCGUCUCUUGGAACCGUUAACAUUCAUAUAAUUGUGAAGCAAAAGAAAAAGUGUAAUUCAACCACCUUUUCGUUUUGAUACCGCCA